Messenger RNA from Carcharodon carcharias (great white shark), 1677 nucleotides. RefSeq names its product zinc finger protein 16-like. The transcript has 2 exons. The record is from RefSeq and is a predicted model, not a curated record. Gene Ontology annotation, biological process: central nervous system development; regulation of transcription by RNA polymerase II. Gene Ontology annotation, molecular function: DNA-binding transcription factor activity, RNA polymerase II-specific; RNA polymerase II cis-regulatory region sequence-specific DNA binding. Gene Ontology annotation, cellular component: nucleus. NCBI's taxonomy places the organism in Eukaryota, Metazoa, Chordata, Chondrichthyes, Lamniformes, Lamnidae. Bases 261 to 1562 code for a protein of 433 amino acids.
AUAGGAAGAGGGGGUGGAGCUGGAUUAUUGUGGACCAACGGCUGGCCUUCCAACCAAUCGGAGUGAAUGACGGGCUGGGAGUGAAGCAUGCGCAGUGCGAAUAAUGGCGACGGAGAGACGGUUUUUUCCCAGAUCCAAAAUCGUUUCACAGGGUAUUAGAAGGGGAGGAUUUGGAGUCGGGUAACUGAAACCAAACAUCACAUCAGGGUCUGAGAGAGUUGCCUAAUUUAUUGUAACCUGAACGUCAUCGGAUUUUGAUCAUGGAAGGAAAAAGCACCGUUCACAGUGGGGAGAAACUGUACAUGUGUUCUGUGUGCGGACAAAACUUCAGUCAAUCAUCUGGCCUGUCAAAACACACGUGCAGUCACACUAAGGAGAAACCAUGGAGAUGUGGGGACUGUGGGAAAGGAUUCAAUUACCCAUCUGACUUGGAAAAGCAUCGGCGCAGUCAUUCCGGUGAGAGGCCGUUCACUUGCUCCGAAUGUGGGAAGGGAUUCACUCAGCUAUCCCAUCUGCUGAGACACCGGCGGGUGCACAGUGGGGAGAGACCAUUUAAGUGCCCAGGCUGCGGGAAUUGCUAUAAAAGUUCUGGGGAACUGAUGUCCCAUCAACGUGUUCACACUGAUGAGAGACCAUUCAGGUGCUUUCAGUGUGGGACUGGGUUCAGACAAUCAUUUCAACUCACUGUACACCAGCGAAUUCACACUGGCGAGAGACCGUUCACCUGCUCCCAGUGUGGCAUUGGGUUCACAGAGUCAUCCAACUUGCAAAGACACCAACGAGUGCACACUGGAGAGAAACCGUUCACCUGCUCCCAGUGUGGGAAGGGAUUCACUCGGUCAUCCAACCUGCUGAAACACCAGCAAGUUCACACUGGGGAGAGGCCGUUCACCUGCUCAGAGUGCGGGAAGAGAUUCACUCAGUCAUCCAAGCUGCUAACACACCAGCGAGUUCACACUGAUGUGAGACCUUUUAAAUGUUCAAAUUGUGGGAAGUGCUGUAAAAGUUCCAGAGAACUGAUGUCCCAUCAACGCGUUCACACUGACGAGAGACCAUACAUGUGCUCUCACUGUGGGAGCGGAUUCAAGACAUCAUCUGCCCUCUCUGUACACCAGCGCACUCACACUGACGAAAGACCGUUCAAGUGCCUUCACUGCGGGUCUGGGUUCAGACAGUCAGGCGACCUCACUGUGCAUCAGCGCACUCACACUGGGGAAAGGCCGUUCACCUGCUCCAAGUGUGGAAAGGGAUUUAUUCAGUUAUCCACCCUGCUGAGACACCAGCAGGUUCACAAUGGGGAGAGACUAUUCACGUGCUCUGUGUGUGGGAAGGGAUUCACUCAAUCGCGAUACCUUUUGAGACACCAGCGACUCCACACUGAUGAGAGACCUUUCACCUGCACCGAGUGUGGGAAGGGAUUCACUACCUCAUCCACCCUGCUGAGACAUCAGCGAGUUCACACUGACGAGAGGCCUUUUAAAUGCCCAGACUGUGGGAAAUGCUAUAAAACUGCUGGGAACCGGAUGACCCAUCAACGUGUUCACGCUGAGAUGGUGGUGUAGUGGUAAUGUCACUGGACUAAUAAUCCCACAGCCCAGGCUAAUAUUCUGGAGUCAUGGGGUCAAAUCCCCCCAUGACAUUUGGUAGAAUUUAAAUUCAAUUAAUAAAAUCUGGAAA